CCAAAACAAACGUCAUGUCAUGGAUCCCAUCCUUGAUGGUCUGAAUCACGCUCAACGCGAGGCGGUUACCUCCUCCGCCCCGAUCCUCCAGGUUCUUGCGCCUCCAGGUUCGGGCAAAACCAAAACGCUCACUGCACGCGUCGCGUACCUGCUUUCUCACCAUGGCUAUCAACCACAAGAUGUCAUAUGCUGCACGUUCACGAUCAAAGCUAGUCGGGAGAUGCGUGAGCGCCUCAGCAAGCUUAUCGGAGAGCAAUUGCAGUCGCGGUUGGUUCUAGGUACUUUCCAUUCCAUUUGUCGGCGGUAUCUGGUCAAGUAUGGAUAUUUGAUUGGGCUGCGCAAAGGGUUCGGGAUUGCAGACUCUGACGAUACUCGAGCUAUCCUUCGGAGAAUUAUCAAGCGCCUAAAUUCCAGCAUGGAUAUCAGAGCGGCUCAAGGACGGAUCUCCAAACACAAGGCCCAUGGCCUCUCUCCGAACGCUCUGGCUGAGCGAGUCAAGGCAGAGGAACUGGAGCUUGUCGACAUAUAUCGCGCAUACGAUGAGGCACUUGCAGCCGCAAAUCUUCUUGACUAUGACGACCUACUGCUGCGUUGUGGCGAUCUGCUCAGAGAGCAUCCAGAGUGUGUUUCGAAUGUGCAAACAGUCCUAGUGGAUGAGUUCCAGGACACCAAUAUCAUCCAAUACGACCUGAUGAAUCUGUUUGCCUCCAAGAAUCGGCGCAUCACCAUCGUCGGUGACCCCGAUCAAAGCAUCUACGGGUUCCGGUCUGCAGAAAUCCAGAACCUCAGGCGGAUGCAAAAGCGAUAUUCAAACACAUCAGUCGUUCUUUUAGAAUCCAACUAUCGUUCUUCAGGGUCAAUUUUAAACUCUGCACAAGAAGUGAUUGAACAAGACACCACGCGACCUCCAAAAAAACUCGAGGCCACCCAUACGUUCGGAACCCUCCCUGUGCUGAGGAAACUCCCCAAUCCCAAUGCAGAAGCACUUUGGAUGGUUCUCGAGAUCAAACGAAGCGUGGCGAUGACCGGUGGUCUGCUACGCAUGUCUGACUUUGCGGUCCUUCUUCGAUCCGCUUCGUUAUCGACCCGUAUCGAGACAGCGUUUGGCCGAGCAGGAAUUCCAUACAAGAUGGUAGGAGGGCGCAAGUUUUUUGAUCGCACAGAGGUUAAGACUCUCCUGAAUUAUCUCCGUGUUGUCUGCCAUACAGAUCAUUCAGACGCCCUGCUUGGUAUCAUCAAUAUUCCCCCGCGGCGAAUCGGUGACGAGACUAUCAAGCAGUUGACCAGUGGUGCAGAGAAGGCUCAAGUCACUCUUUGGGCAUUCAUCAAAGAUGUGAUACAGGGCCGUCGAUCAACCGAGAAAAAAUUGCAGAAAGCGGCGGAGCUCGGGCUCUGCUCACUAGUGAAGUUGAUCGAGGCAUCCAAGCAAAAAUUGCAGGAAUGCCAAGAUGCAUCCGCCCCUUGUGUGCUUCUAGAGUACAUCACCGACAGCCUAUCAUUUCAAGAAUAUCUGCUCAAGACCUACCCGCUGGACGAAGAUGGUCGCUGGGCGAACGUCAAAGAGUUGAUGGGCCAGGCUAACGAUGCUGCAGCCUCCGAGGCCGAGGCCAAUCUCGAAGAAGACUUGCCAGAGAUUGAAGGCGUUGAGCAGCAGCAAUCUCAUCCGGGAGAAGAAGCUCUGUCCCGGUUUCUGGCCAAUGUCGCCUUAGCUACCGAGGCGCAGAAACAAGAUGAGGGCGAGGAAGGCUCCGGGAGUGUCACAAUAUCGACAAUUCACGCUGCCAAAGGUUUGGAAUGGCCCGUUGUCUUCAUCCCCGCUGUUUACAACGGAAGCAUCCCACACUCGCGAGCGGAAGUAGUUGAUGAAGAGAGACGUCUAUUGUACGUUGCAAUGACUCGGGCUCAAGCGCUUCUGUACUUGAGUCUCCCUUUGAAACAGCCUCGAAUAGGCGAAGGAGAAGAUGGGUCUACGACUUUGACGCCGUUCCUUCCGCCCAAGCUGGUCAAGACAAGAUUUCGACCAAAGGGCCCUCAAUUCCACGAGAAGGUCGUCUAUGGCAUCUCUGAUAUUCUGCACCGGCCACGACCGUCUCCUGAGGAUAUGUGUAAAGACCUUGUGUCUCUCCCUUCUUUGUUGGAUGACAAGUGGACUUCUGAGGGUGAGGAAGUACGCGACGAAAACAGUGAAUGGAAUGGCAAGCAGGGUCCAAGUGAUUCGAUUCAAGAGCCAUACCCAAAACGAAGGCGACCCGACAACAAUGGGCCGGCAUCUACCAAUUACAUGACGACGGGCAGUUACAGCAGAGGCAAUUCGUCCAACUUCACGGUUGCUACAACAAUGUCUACAGGAGGCUUUACGUCAGCUCGCAACUACAUCGCGGUGAACCCGGCAACUGAGCAGGACACAAAAAUGCCGCCUACUACAUCCUCACCUACAACUGCAGCUGGGCCAAAAGACAAAGUAAAGACGCCUGGCAACGUCAGCCGGAAAGACGGCCUCAGCCAAGCCAGCAUCUCCAACUUUUUCGGCGGACCAGGUUCCUCUGCCCGGAAGCCAGAGUCCAUCCCGGCCGUCCAUCCGCCAGCUCAGCCGGCUCCAAGAAACCACCUGACUCCCCAGAUGAACUCUCGGCCAAGCGCCAGCUUUGUGCCACCGUCGCUUUCUUCCCACCGGCUCCAGCCACGACCACUUCAUCCAUCACGGCCGGUCCUUGAACCUGCUGAGCCCAGCAAUUACAUGUGGAUGGCAGCCCCGUCCCGGCCUGAGACCAUGAAACCCGCUCGAAUGCUGACAUCGCAACCACCGCAAGGAAAUGACAGCAGGACGGCGGAUUCAGGGACUGGGACUGGGGCAAGCGACGUGAAACAGGAGAGAUCCACCAGUGCGUUCCGGUCCGUGUCGUUUUAUACCACUACGAUGGACAAGGUCCGCCAGCAAGCCCCAGCGGCGACAGGGCGGCGGACGCUGGGCAUUCGACGCAGUAUGAAUGGAUGGGAGGAGCGGAUGAAGCGGGAGAGAAGCGGUGGCAGUGGCGAUCAGAUGCGCUAA
Messenger RNA from Penicillium subrubescens, 3049 nucleotides. RefSeq names its product ATP-dependent helicase. Gene Ontology annotation, cellular component: nucleus. Gene Ontology annotation, molecular function: ATP binding; DNA binding; hydrolase activity. The transcript is spliced from 2 exons. The coding region runs from base 20 to 3049 and encodes 1009 amino acids. Gene Ontology annotation, biological process: recombinational repair. The record is from RefSeq and is a predicted model, not a curated record. NCBI's taxonomy places the organism in Eukaryota, Fungi, Ascomycota, Eurotiomycetes, Eurotiales, Aspergillaceae.